AUGUCGCACGAACCGCCGGGAACCACCAUCUUGGAAAACCAUGCUUCCGAUGCUAUCAUUCUCCAGCCCACUCCGACAGCCGAUCCCAACGAGCCGCUCAACUGGUCCAAGUGGAGAAAACACACAAACUUGUUCAUUGUCUGUUUCUUUACGCUCAUGGCGUUCACCGCCAACUGUGUAUCGACGGUUUUCUGGACGCCUCAAAAUCAGGAGUUGGGAUGGACUCUGGACCAGCAGAACAACGGAUACGCGCUGUCGGUGGCGGGUCUGGGUCUGGGAUGUCCACUAAUGAUCCCGUUUGCGGAAAAGUUUGGAAAACGGCCCGUUUAUUUGGUAUCUUCGGCGAUAGCUCUAGCAUGUGCGGCUUGGAUGGCCAAAAUGACGACCGUGGGCGAGUUGUACGGCUCCAGCUUGCUCCAAGGUAUGGCCACCAGUGUCACUGAGACCAUAAUUCAAAUGACGGUGGCCGAUCUCUACUUUGUGCACCAAAGAGGCACCUGUAACGGCAUCUACAUGGUGGUGGUGGACGUUGGCAACUUUCUCAUCAUGGUGCCGGCGGGAUAUAUCACCAUGAGUCUGGGGUGGAGAUGGGUCUACGGAAUCAUUGCUGUCAUAACCGGAGCCCAGUUUCUUUCCACGUUGCUCUUCUUUGAAGAAACAAAAUACACAGCCGGAACAGAGACCCUGGUGGGGGUCGGAGAAGACGAAGAAGACAGGCCAGAGGAGAAUCUGAGCAACAAGGACGCAAAAGACAUAGUCCGCAACUUGGAGUCUCCUUCGACGGAGUCUGUCAUCAUGGAUUUCUCCGAUUCAGCCUCCUCCAGAAACGCCUACCAGUACCAGAAGAACCCUCUGUCCAAACGCCUGGCUCUGGUCACCUAUACCCCAGGAAGCUGGAGAGAAUUUGGUCGGAAAAUGUACACCCCGUUUAUAACGCUGUUUGCCUACCCAAUCGUCACCUUUGUGGCCAUCCAAUACGGCUUCAUGCUCACGUGGUUGGCCAUGGCAGCUACUACGGUGGCAUCUGCGUUUGCCGAACCUCCCUACAGCUUUUCCUCCGCCGCCCUGGGAAACAUCAACAUUGCUCCCUUCAUUGGAAUGGCACUAGGGUCUGUCUACGGAGGCUGGUUCAACGACAAGACAAUCAUUUGGCUGUCCAGACGCAACGGAGGGCAGUACGAACCCGAAAUGCGACUGUAUGGGCUGAUUCCUGCAAACCUGACUCUCACAAUCGGACUGUUUCUGUUUGGACUUCCCAUUGCCCACGGGGUCCACUGGAUGGUGCCCACUCUCGGAUUCGCCAUCAUCAUGUUCGGAUUCGGCUCUUCCGGAGCCAUUGUACUGACAUAUCUGCUGGACAGCUACAAAAACAUUGUUGCUGAUGCAUUUAUCGGUGUGAUUGUGGUCAGAAACGUGUUUGGAAUGAUAAUGGUGUUUGCCCAGACGCCCUGGAUCGAAAAAGUCGGUCUUCAGAACGUCUACAUCACCGUGGGAUGCAUUUCUCUGGUCCCUCUAGCCCUGACCGUUCCUCUUAUCUACCACGGCAAACAUCUGAGACGAAAAAGUGAAGCUAGGUACCUGAGAGAAUCCACUAGACGUUAG
Molecule: messenger RNA, 1602 nt
Organism: Yarrowia lipolytica CLIB122
Lineage: Eukaryota; Fungi; Ascomycota; Dipodascomycetes; Dipodascales
Biological process (GO): transmembrane transport
Cellular component (GO): plasma membrane
Molecular function (GO): transmembrane transporter activity
Source: RefSeq, a predicted model, not a curated record